Messenger RNA from Hordeum vulgare subsp. vulgare (domesticated barley), 2014 nucleotides. RefSeq names its product FAD synthase. Gene Ontology annotation, biological process: FAD biosynthetic process. Gene Ontology annotation, molecular function: FMN adenylyltransferase activity. The transcript has 16 exons. Lineage: Eukaryota; Viridiplantae; Streptophyta; Magnoliopsida; Poales; Poaceae. Bases 169 to 1692 code for a protein of 507 amino acids. The record is from RefSeq and is a predicted model, not a curated record.
UUGCAGGAAACAGCACCCGAAUGAAAUAUCCACACGAGGCCUCCCUCGCUUCCCAUCCCUCCCUCUCCCUCCAACGCCCGUCGAGUCACGCCUCCUCUCAAGUCUCAAGUCCACAACUGCUCUCCUCCCAAUCUCUUCUUCUUCCGCCCCAAAGUCGCUUCACCGGGGAUGGAGAUCGACGCGGCAGUCCGGGCGAGCAGCGACGGCCGGCUGCGCACCAAGUACGACAACGCCGUCUACGUCGUCCAGCGAGCCUUCGCUCUCUACCCGUUUGAGGAGAUUGCCUUCAGCUUUAAUGGCGGGAAGGAUUCAACCGUACUGUUGCAUUUAAUACGGGCAGGCUACUAUCUUCACAAAACAAGUUCCGGGGAUGAAGCCCAAAUCAAUACUGUUCAAAACUGUCCGCUGCGUACCAUAUAUUUCGAGACCCCUUGUGCUUUUCCUGAAAUCAACUCAUUCACUUAUGAAACAGUCUCAACUUAUGGUUUGCCAUUGGAAACUAUCCGGUCAGAUUUCAAAUCUGGUCUAGAAGGCCUAUUGAAAGAGAAGCCUACUAAAGCCAUUUUCAUUGGCACUAGAAUUGGAGAUCCAAAUGCGGUUGGUCAAGAACAAUUCUCCCCUAGUUCGCCUGGCUGGCCUCCUUUUAUGAGGGUGAAUCCUAUCUUGGAUUGGUCAUACAGGGAUGUUUGGUCUUUCCUCUUAACCUGUAAGGUCAAAUACUGCAGCCUUUAUGAUGAGGGGUAUACAUCCAUUGGGAGCAUAUAUGAUACUGUUCCAAAUGCACUUCUUAGUGAUUCAUCUACUGGGAAAAGCUUUAGACCGGCAUACAUGCUAUCAGAUGGAAGACUUGAAAGAGCUGGGAGAGCAAAGAAGACUAGCAACAAAACAGAAACUAAUUCUGUUGCAAGCAAUGGCAUGAACAAUGCUGAGGGAGAGCAAAUGAUCUCACGUUCAGCUUCAGUUAUUGUGGUUGGUGAUGAAAUAUUGUUUGGCACAGUUGGGGAUAAAGUUGGCGCAGCCUUGUGCAAGAAGCUUCAUGAAAUUGGCUGGCGAGUUUCUCAUGUCACGGUUGUUCACAAUGAAAUUGAUUCUGUUGCCGAGGAAGUCGAACAAUGUAAAUCUACUGAUGACGUGGUAUUUAUUUUGGGGGGACUUGGGCCUCUACAUUCAGAUGUUUCAUUGGCUGGUGUUGCAAAAGCAUUUGGAGUUCGUCUGGCUCCUGAUGAAGAGUUUGAGGAGCAUCUUAGUCAACUCAUAGGGAACAGUUACAUCGGUGAUCGAAAUGAGAUGGCUUUGUUGCCAGAAGGUAUUACCGAAUUAUUACAUCACAAGAUGCUCCCGUUGCCACUGAUCAAAUGCAAGAAUGUGAUCAUUCUUUCUGCAACUAAUGUGGAUGAACUGGACAUGGAGUGGAAUUGUCUUCUGGAUACCCAAGAGAGUGGUUUAGUGAAGACGAAACCUUUUGUAUCAAAACAUCUCAGCACUUUGCUCCCAGAUGUCAAAAUUGCUGCGGUGGUUGCAAAGCUAUGCCUAGAAUUUUCUGAUGUGUACAUAGGGUCUUAUCGGAUUUCGAGAAUGGGGCCGUUGGUUGUGAGUCUUAUUGGAAAGGAUAAUCAGAGGGUACAAGAGGCUGCUUUGAAGCUGUCAGGUAGCUUUGAAGGACAAUUUUCCCAGGUUGACGGUUGCAAAUAGGCUGUCAAAGUCUACACACCUCCAUAUUCGAACCACAUUCUUUCUGCUCGAAGUUCUGAAAUUGUGCAGAUCUAACUGUGCAAUGCGGUGCUCAGAUGCCUUAAACCACCCAGCUACCACUCUGAAGCCCCAGAAAUUGUUUAGGAAACAUACAAAUUUUGUAUUGCUACCCAUUUAGAAAUGAAUUGACAAGUGCAGAUGCUGAGGGCUUCGGCUAGUAACAACUUAACAUGGGUAGCUUUGCCGGCUAUUUUGACUGGGCUAAGAAACACUGUUAUUUUGUGGAAAAUUAAUUGAAGUUGAUUAUAGCACGGUUUUCUUA